This is a messenger RNA of Culicoides brevitarsis, 1854 nucleotides long. Its product is annotated as probable serine/threonine-protein kinase samkC. The transcript has 7 exons. Gene Ontology annotation, molecular function: chitin binding. Gene Ontology annotation, cellular component: extracellular region. The record is from RefSeq and is a predicted model, not a curated record. The coding region runs from base 49 to 1854 and encodes 601 amino acids. Lineage: Eukaryota; Metazoa; Arthropoda; Insecta; Diptera; Ceratopogonidae.
CAACGAUUCAACAUAAUUUCGUAUUUAUGAAGUACUGAAAUUGAAAAGAUGCGAAGACGAAAAAUGAACGUACUCAGAAAUCUUCAAUCAUUUUCGCAAGGUUUCCUAGCCGUCUUUCUGCUAAUGAAAUUAUGCUCCUUCAUACUAGCUGCUGAACCCGGGUACUUGGAUUUUGACAAUUUACCAGAUACGAACUUUACCUGCGCCGGCAAAGUAAUUGGUGGCUAUUAUGCAGAUCUGGAGACAUCAUGUCAAAUGUUUCAUGUUUGCGUUAUCGGUCAAGGUGAGGAGCCAAUGGAUAUUAAAUUUUUGUGUUUGAACGGGACGGUUUUCGAUCAGGAAACGCGCGUGUGUGAGCGCGUCGAUGAAGUUGACUGUUCCAAAUCCGAGCGUUUCUAUUAUUUGAAUCUCGAGCUUUAUGGAAACACGAUGAUUCCGUCGCCGGAUGACGAAACAACGCCAAUGCAAUCUUCGACCACACAAACAACAACGACUGAACGUAUCACAAGUACACCUGCCUCAACUAGUGCCGUAAAAUACAACUCUCCAUCGUCGACUAAAACGCCCGUAGUGACCACUCGGAAGAGCAUUCCUCCCACGACGCAGCCAUCCGUGCAAAAACAACAACAACAACAACCGGAGCCCGAAUACAUCGAAGAAUACUAUGACUACGAAGAGGAAUUGUUGCCAAGCAGCAAACCGAUAACGUCAAGUACGAGACCUCCAGCGAACAAUUAUCAGUACAACACGAGGGGGAACGAGCAUCCGGGAAAUGUCCAUAAAGAAAAACCACAAAAUCUGUAUCAUCAUCACCAGCAACAGCAGCAGCAGCAACAGCAAAAUUAUCAACCAAUGUCAAACUUUAAGCCUUCGAUUCAAGUGCAACAGCAACAAAAUCAGCCAAAACAUCAGCACAUAACGAUACCAAAAGGACAGCAAUAUAUCAACAGCAAUCCUUAUAGUCAGCAGCAAAAGCAACAACAACAAUCAUUCCGACCAUCGCUGUACAGCAGUAGCCAGCAGCAACAGAACUACGGUUACGGGCGACCAAGUGUUACCCAGCCAAUGUUAGCUGAAGUGUCUCAACCAAAGCCAUUUGAAGGAUAUCGUCGACAGCCUCAACCUCAUGUUCCCCUAACGUUUCCUCAAUACGGUGACGUAACGCCGCGCCAGCAGAAAAGCGUGACACUUGCCGCCUAUGCCGCCGACACGGAAGUCGUUGGCGAGUUGCAGGAGCACAAAACGGAGACAAAACGCUCGGAUCCGCAAUAUUACACGCAUAUCGAGCCGGAUGCCAGCGCCUCAGAUCCGAAUCAUCAGCAACUGGAUUCGGAAGAGAUUCCACGUGCGGCGACAAUUUCCGCGAAAAUCAACGAGCGACGUGACGUCAGCAGCAAUAAUAACAACCGCAACAGCACACAAGGAAGUAGUAGCUUUAAAGUAGUAGCAAAUAGUGAUAAUAAUAGUAACGAAAAGCACAUCAACGAAUACAACAAUAAAAAUAGUCAACAUGUAAAUGUAAGCCAUACUAGCUAUGAGAACAAAUUAAAACAACAAAAAAAUGUGUAUAUACCGAAUUUACCAAAAGUGAUAAAUACUGUAUCAGUGUCUGUCAGUGAUCAGAAUGGGAAAAAAUUGAAUCUCUCUCUCGAGAACAUUCUGGCGGAGCAGCAGAAAAAUAGUGCGAAUCAACGGUCGUACGACGACUACAAAGAGGACGAAAUUUCGGCGGUUCUUCUCGAACCCUUCUUCCUCGAUGUACAAAAAUUGACUAGUAAUAGUAAUAAAAAUAGCAAUAAUCAUAGUAGAAACAAACAAAAUAUCAUCCAAAAGAGCAGCAAUUCGACACGAUGA